Pundamilia nyererei is the source of this 2031-nucleotide messenger RNA. RefSeq names its product aryl hydrocarbon receptor interacting protein (gene aip). The coding region runs from base 55 to 1080 and encodes 341 amino acids. Lineage: Eukaryota; Metazoa; Chordata; Actinopteri; Cichliformes; Cichlidae. Gene Ontology annotation, molecular function: peptidyl-prolyl cis-trans isomerase activity; protein binding. The transcript has 7 exons. The record is from RefSeq and is a predicted model, not a curated record.
ACGACAGCACUCGCGAAAGAUCGUGAUAUCUCGUGAACUGAGAGUCGACCGAGGAUGGAGGAAGAGGCUCGCAAGCUUCUCGCGGAGGGAAUUAAAAAGAAAUUAACCAGUCCCGGUAAAGGAGACUUGUCGACCUUUCCCAAUGGAACUAAGGUGGUCUUUCACUACCGCACCAGCCUGUGUGAGGGCACCGUGCUGGAUGACUCCAGAACCAUGGGGGGCCGCAGUAAACCCAUGGAGCUCAUCCUGGGCAAAAAGUUUAAAUUGGCUGUGUGGGAAAGACUGGUCAUCACUAUGAGAGAAGGAGAAGUUGCAGAAUUUACCUGUGACACCAAGCACACAGCACUUUAUCCGCUUGUGUCCCAGUCCUUAAGAAACAUCAGUGUUGGUAAGGACCCUCUGGAAGGCCAGAGGCACUGUUGUGGCAUUGCCCAGAUCCACUCGCACCACUCUCUGGGCCACAAGGACCUGGAUCAUCUCCAAGCCAAUCCACAGCCACUUGUCUUUACUAUCGAGCUGCUGGAGGUUCUUCCUCCUGGGUCAUUCCAGCUGGAUGUGUGGGCCAUGACGGAUGAAGAGAAACUCAGUUUUGUGCCUCAGAUCCACGAGGAGGGCAACAAGCUCUUCAAAGAGGGCCACAUCAGUGAGGCCAGAGACAAAUACUACAAUGGUAUCGCCUGCCUUAAAAACCUACAGAUCAAGGAGCAACCUGGAGAUGAAAGUUGGUUAAAGUUGGACCAGAUGAUCACAACACUGCUUCUCAACUACUGUCAGUGCCUCUUGCUCGAGGGCCAGUAUUACGAGGUCAUCGAACACUGCUCGUCCCUUCUCUUCAAAUACGAGAACAACGUAAAGGCCCUUUACAAGCGCGCUAAAGCCCACGCUGCCGUGUGGAACGAGACGGAGGCGCGAGCCGACUUCGCGAAGCUCUUGGAACUGGAUCCUUCUCUGGGGCCGUCUGUGGCCAAGGAGCUGAAAACCAUGGAGGAGAGGAUCCGCUCCAAACAGAAGGAGGAAAAGGGUCGCUACAAGGACCUGUUCAACUACAACACGCCACCAGCUACUGCCACUACAGGUUGAAGUCUCGAUGAGUUGGACUCGAGAGGAUGCCUGUUAAUUUCAAGAUGGAGGAGAGAAACAGUCGGUGCGCUCGGCGUUUCACUUUUAUUCCAUCCAAGCCAAACACCCAGCCACGGGUCGAUGCGCAAACAAAACUUGCAUUGCAGCUUUAGUCCUCUAAAUGUUAAAUUAAGAUUUCGAUUUGAAAAUGUUUAUGUUGUAGCUGGAAUUUAAAGUGAAAACCCAGUUUUUUUAGAGGACUGUAAUGUAAGGCACAGCCAUUAAUUCAGUCUGUAAUAUUAAUGUAAAGGAAUGUUGGUGUUUUUUUCCAUUUACCUUCUUAAAGGGAGCGUUUUCCUUUUAAUGAUCAACUCAUCUGCAAUUUGGGAGCCCAUUACCAUGAUCAAAAUGAUCAGAAAAUCUUGUUCUUUUUGGACAAUCAUGUAUCUCAUCUUUGCCUCGCACCCCCUUUUCUAUUAUGGUCACAGCCGAAUCACCAUGACUACAUGAUACGUGGGCCAUGAAACGUAACCUCUGCGACAAUCUUAUAAAACACUUUCAUUGUCUUUGCUUUCUACUGUGUACUUAUUUCACGUAUGUACUAAAUACUACCUUUAUUUUUAUGUCAAGAUGUACUCUGCGCAAACUCACAGUAUCUCAUUCACUUGCUUAGAAAGAGCUACUCUACUGUUCAUGUGAAGCAGUGCGUCAUUUAGCCCAAGCUUGCCUGCAGUGACAUGUUAUUGAGGUUGUGAUUGUGGAACUGUAAAUAAAUCUGUGUUUAUCCUCAGCUUUGUGUUUUGUUAAAUACGGCCUAUAGAGCUGGAUUUAUUAAAAAAAAAAAAAUUGGAUGUUUUCUAUCAAUCAGAAGUCUUGAGUGAAAAAACAAACUGUCCUUGCUCUUUAAAUGUUUUCUAGAUUAAGGCCGUUAAGUUUAAUUUCCGAAAAAUAAAGAAAUAAAUCUGCCAAGUA